This is a messenger RNA of Serendipita indica DSM 11827, 2481 nucleotides long. The record is from the annotation of a GenBank genome assembly. NCBI's taxonomy places the organism in Eukaryota, Fungi, Basidiomycota, Agaricomycetes, Sebacinales, Serendipitaceae.
AUGAAGUCGGCAGCGAAACAAACCGACCUCAGUAGCAUGUGGACAAAGAAGAAAUCCCAGCCCAAACAAGAGUCUAACGAGAUGGACAUAGAAAAGGAGGAGAAACCAAUAGCAGGUGGAUCCAGCAAGACGAAGCGACAAUCGCCUGCGUCUGAUUCCGACGAAGACAUGGAAGAUGCGGUCGCUCGUCCCGCUACAAAGAAACGCCGCGUUGUUUCGUCCGACGAGGAAGACGAGAUUCCGAUCACUAAAGCCAGUACAUCGAAAAAAUCAACCGCAAAAUCUAAAAUUCCCGAGACCAAAUCAAAGAAGGUCAAGGCAAAAUUGCCAAAGGCUCCCAAGAGCGUCAGCAGCCGUGCCUCCUCAGUACCUGCCUCAGAUGUGGAUAAUAGCGUGAUCAACGAGGCGAGCAGUCCCGUAGCAGAUGUGGAUCCUGGAGAGGAGGAGCUUUCAGAUGCACAUUCAGAGGAGGCCGCAGUGGCUUCCAAGGCUGCUGAGCAACUUCUCAAGAAUCAAUUUACUGUCGACUUUAAAGGCGCAUGGCCAGAGGGUGAACCGGCGCCUUAUGCCUUAAUUACGCAAGCAUUUUCUUUAAUUGAAGGGACAACAAAACGAAUUGAGAAGACUUCCUACCUUACCUCACUCUUAUUCACCGUGAUCAGCAGAAGUCGGCAGAAGGAUGGAAGGGAACCUGAUAUUGACUCGGUGCUGCAGACCGUAUACCUAUGCAUCAAUCGGCUGAGCCCUGACUAUAUCGGGAUUGAGUUGGGAAUAGGAGAAAGCUUGUUAAUCAAGGCUAUCAGCGAGUCAACGGGCCGUAGUGCACAAGUCAUCAAGACAGAGCUCAAAAAGGAAGGGGAUCUGGGACUGGUGGCUAUGAAUUCCAAAGCCAGCCAGAAGACUAUCUUCAAACCCAAGCCUUUGACGGUUCCUACAGUGUUUGCACGGCUGAAGGAGAUUGCACUUACCAGCGGCGUCCAAUCACAAGCAAAGAAAACGGGAAUUAUCACCAAACUCCUCGCUGCAUGCCAAACCACCAUUGCCGGAAGCACUUCGUCCGAAGCCAAAUUCAUUAUCCGCUCGUUGGAGGGAAAGUUGCGCAUUGGCCUCGCUGAGCGCACAGUAAUCGUGGCUCUGGCUCAUGCUGCCGUGCUGGACGAGAAAGAGCGACGCAACAAAAACUGGUCCAAAGAAAGGCUCUCGUCGAAACUGGAAGAAGCAACUGGAAUUUUGAAGCAGGUAUAUAGUGAGAUUCCAUCUUACGACCUCGUCAUCCCAGCGUUACUCAAGUAUGGAAUAUGGGACCUGCGAGCGCAUUGCAAACUCACUCCCGGUAUUCCGCUAAAGCCCAUGCUCGCAAAACCAACGAAAGCGAUUGGCGAAGUCCUCGACAGAUUUGAAGGAAAGAAGUUCACCUGCGAAUACAAAUAUGAUGGCGAACGUGCCCAAGUACAUCGUUUGGAGGACGGUACAGUCGCAGUCUUUAGCCGAAACUCUGAGGACAUGAGCAAGAAAUAUCCAGACCUCAUGGAGUCGCUGCCUCGAUGUAUCAAGGAUAAUACAAAGUCGUUUGUAUUCGAUGCCGAGGCGGUGGCAAUUGACAAGAAUACGGGGAAGCUGAUGCCGUUUCAAGAGUUGAGUAAACGCAAACGGAAGGACGUCAAGGUUGAAGAUAUUGCCGUGCGGGUCUGCCUCUUUGCAUUCGACCUGCUCUACCUUAACGGAGAGCCUCUCUUGCACAAGUCUCUGGAGGAGCGACGAGCCCUGUUACGAGAGCAUUUUGUGCCUGUGCCACUCGAGUUUGACUUUGCUAAGUCUUCAGAUGGGGAUACGACGGAGCAGAUUCAAACUUUCCUCGAAGAGAGUGUCAAGGAUGGUUGUGAGGGCUUGAUGGUGAAAAUGUUGCAAUCCGAUGAGAGCUUCUACGAGCCCAGCCGUCGGUCCGUCAACUGGCUAAAGUUGAAAAAGGAUUACCUCGCAGGAGUUGGCGACUCGCUCGACUUGGUAGUUGUCGGUGGAUAUCACGGCAAAGGCAAACGCACAGCGGUUUAUGGUGCCUUUUUACUGGCUUGCUACGACGCGGACAACGAGGAGUGGCAAACAAUUUGCAAGAUAGGCACCGGCUUCUCUGAUGAAGCUCUGCAAGAACACGCCAAAACUCUCAAGGAACUUGAGAUCAGCGCACUCAGGGGUGAUAUCAAGGCAGGAGGUGCAAAGCCUGAUGUGUGGUUCGAGCCGAAGGUCGUCUGGGAGGUGCUCGCAGCUGAUCUCAGCUUGAGCCCAAUUUACACUGCUGCACAAGGCUUGGUUGAACAGCGUGGCAUCUCUUUACGCUUCCCCCGCUUCAUACGCGUGCGGGAUGACAAGAGCGCAGACGAUGCAACGGGCCCGGAGCAGAUCGCGGAAAUGUACCAACGACAGGCGCUUGCUCAGAGCAAGGGUAAGAAAGGCAAGGGUGACGCGGAUGACGAUUUUUGGUAG